AUGAGGCAGUACGAGGAUCCGCCGGAGGAGAUCUCCCACCCCGCGCACCGGGGACACAUUCUCAAGCUGGUGACAAACGCCGGCACGACGUUCGUCUGCGACGGCUGCAAGGAGCCGGGCGACGGGGCCAGGUACACCUGCGACUGCUGCGAGAGCCCCAGCUUUGACCUUCACCCGCCCUGCGCCCUCGCGGACGAGGACACCACUCUGGAGCACCCGCUGUUCCGCGGCAGCAAGUUCGUGCUCCUCCCGGAGCCCCCGGCCCCCGUCGACGGCACGGUCUGCGACGCCUGCGGCGAGCCCGCGCGCGGUCUCGUGCACCACUGCUUCGAGGACGACUUGGACCUCCACCCUUGCUGCGCGCGCCUGCCGGACCGCAUCCUCCAGGACGGCCGCGUCUUCGAGCUCCGCCGGAAGACGUCCGGGGCGUGUGGCCUGUGCGGCGGCGACAGCGGGCGCCGCCGCAACAAGUUCUGGGCGUACCGCUCCUACUUUGACGGCGAGGCCAUGGACCUGCACGUCGCGUGCAUGAAGGACAUGGCUCGCCUCAGCUGGGAGGCGUCCUACCAGAGCCGGAGCGGCGGCGGCCAGAUCGUUCUGGCGAGCCUGCCCAACAUUGAGCGCACGCUGCAGAGCUUGCCCGUCAACAAGCGGAGGAAGAGUGGGUUCGACCACUUCGUCAAGAUCGUACGCACGGUGGCGGGCAUCAUCAUCGCCGUCAUCUUCGGAAACCCCGUGGCCAUGAUUGCUGCCAUAGCGGGGCCUGGUGGUCUUCUGCGUGGUUAG
This is a messenger RNA of Miscanthus lutarioriparius, 786 nucleotides long. NCBI's taxonomy places the organism in Eukaryota, Viridiplantae, Streptophyta, Magnoliopsida, Poales, Poaceae. The record is from the annotation of a GenBank genome assembly.